AAAGUAUUUACUGCAGGUGGAGCAACAUAGUUGUGUCUGUUGAAAUAUAACGAUUAUGGAAGGUUUCAGUCUAAAGUGUGUGAUUGUGUUAGCUAUCUUUGGAUUGUUUCUAUCUGACGUAAGGGCGCUAAAGGAGAAUAAAUCUAGAUGGAAUUUUCCAAGAACCAUCCCGAUUGACCAUUCGUGUAAUGUGGCUGGUAGCUGCACUGUUGAACCAUCGGAAGGUGUAUUUAUGGAAGGCUUCUGUGCAGCGAUGUGCCCAAAUACUUCCAGGGAGGUGUACGAUUAUAAAAAACGACAAGCUUGCGGCGACGAUAGUUGUAGGUGUUGCAUCGAGGAGAAGGAGAUUGUUAAGCGUUCGCCGUCACUUCGAUGUAACUUAAUUGACAGCAAAGAUUGUUAUCAACAUGGUGGUUACUGUCAGGACUGGAACGAAGACGGUGCGUGUGAAGCUGGGACCAGACUAAGUGUUCAUUCUACACCCCUCUGUCUAGUCCGUAAUUGUUUCUGUUGUAAACCCCAAACCAAGGGUCAACCGCUGAAUCAAGGAUAUCACACAGUUGUGUUUCUGGAUCCUCACUUUCGAACAUUUGACAACAGACAGUAUAAUUACAACGGCCAAGGAGGAUGUUCGUAUGUUCUAUUUCAAGAAUGCGUGCACAACCCGUCAUUCUUUGUUGUGAUCCACCUUGACUACAAAGACAAAACAGAAAAAACCCUUGUUGAAGACGUGACUGUACAUGUCGAUGACAUGGCUGUCACGCUGGUUUAUAACAACGACAUUUUCUUGAAUGGUAAACUGUUAACUAAACCACUUCCUUGGAAAGUUGGUGAUUUUAGUGUAAAUAGAUACAGCGAACACGUAAAAGUUACAUUGGAUUCUAAGUUUUCCUUGUUAUGGAAUGGCAAAGGUCGUGUCGCACCAACAGUUAAUCCCUCUUUGUAUGGAAAAGUGUGUGGUUUGAUGGGAAACGCCGACGACAAUCCAGACAAUGAUUUCCAGACGCAGAUGCCAGAUGGAACACUGCAACCUACCAAUGAUACCAGAGCAUUCGGCGAUAGCUGGCUUAUUCCAGGAAGCUGUUAAACCAUUGGGUGUGUGUAUUGGGAAAUGGAUUGAAGACAACCAUUGUUCUGGAUUAUGGUAUCAUGUAGUCUACAUAAUUUAGUUUGUCAUAUGCUGCUUGCUUUGCGGAUGCUAAUGCUAGUUAGUGUAAUCAUUAUUGCAUCGCUUAUAACAUAUUUUGUUCGAUUAACAAUUUGUUAUAGUGGCUUGAUUUAAUUUUGCAAUAUUUGUGAAUAUGUGAAUAAAGGGAGCAUACGGUAAAAUUUGAGAA
Saccoglossus kowalevskii is the source of this 1337-nucleotide messenger RNA. Its product is annotated as von Willebrand factor-like. The record is from RefSeq and is a predicted model, not a curated record. NCBI's taxonomy places the organism in Eukaryota, Metazoa, Hemichordata, Enteropneusta, Harrimaniidae.